Molecule: messenger RNA, 1301 nt
Organism: Gilbertella persicaria
Lineage: Eukaryota; Fungi; Mucoromycota; Mucoromycetes; Mucorales; Choanephoraceae
Product: biotin synthase
Exons: 4
Coding region: 36-1205 (389 amino acids)
Biological process (GO): biotin biosynthetic process
Cellular component (GO): mitochondrion
Molecular function (GO): biotin synthase activity; 2 iron, 2 sulfur cluster binding
Source: RefSeq, a predicted model, not a curated record
CUUUCUUUCUUUUUUCUUAACUUUCUCUCUCUUCCAUGUUUGGUCUUCGUUUCUUAAGAACUACUUCAAGACAGUUCAGUACAGCAAUUCCUACACGUCUUGCUGCUGUCACUCAAAAAACUACACCUGAAGCUUUGUCAGCAGCUGCCAUUCAUGCCAAUGGACCAAUGAGAAAUGACUGGACAAGAGAAGAAAUCCAAGCUAUCUAUGAUUCACCUCUCAUGGAAUUGUUAUACCAUGGUGCCAAAGUCCACCGUGAGAAUUUCAACGCCAGAGAAGUGCAACAGUGUACUUUAUUAUCGAUCAAGACAGGUGGUUGUACUGAAGACUGUAAAUACUGUCCUCAAUCUUCUCGCUACAAGACUUCUGUCAAGGCUCAAAAGAUUCUUGAUUCUGAUGAAAUUUUGUAUGCUGCCCAAAGAGCUAAAGAUGCCGGUAGUACAAGGUUCUGUAUGGGUGCUGCUUGGAGAGAUUUAGCUGGGCGUAAAUCUAACUUUAAUAAGAUUUUGGACCAUGUUAAAGUGAUUCGAUCCAUGGGAAUGGAAGUUUGUUGUACUUUGGGUAUGUUGGAUGAAGAACAAGCAAAGGCAUUGAAAAAUGCUGGUUUGACAGCCUACAACCAUAACUUGGACACAUCUCGUGAAUUUUACCCCAAAAUCAUUACUACCCGUACUUAUGAUGAGCGUUUGAAGACAAUCGACAAUGCUCAAAAGGCAGGCAUCUCUGUCUGUUCAGGCGGUAUUAUUGGUUUGGGUGAAAAGGAAGAGGACCGAGUUGGUUUGUUACAUACCUUAUCUACCUUGGCUUCGCACCCUGAAAGUGUUCCCGUGAACGCUUUAUUGGCUGUGGAGGGUACACCUUUAGAAAAGCAAGAACCUGUUUCUGUGUUUGAAAUGGUGCGUAUGAUUGCUACUGCUCGUAUCAUCAUGCCCAAGUCGAUGGUUCGUCUUUCUGCUGGACGUGUUCGUUUCUCUGUGCCAGAACAAGCCUUGUGUUUUAUGGCUGGUGCCAAUUCUAUCUUCACAGGUGACAAGUUGUUGACUACACCUAACAAUGAGUUCUCUGAUGACAAAAAGAUGUUUGAUAUAUUGGGUCUUGUUGCUAAGCCUCCAAACUUUGCUCAAGGCUCUGAUAGAAAAGAAGCUCCUGUUUACCAAAUGCCCAAGUGCUUUAAGGCUAGAAAACAAGAAGAAGAAACUGCAUAAUUAUCAUAAUAAAAUUGACUACGCUUUGACCUUUGAAGUUGGCUUAGUCAUGAGCAAGUGUAGAAAUUAUCAACGUGAGAUUUAUAAUCAUAUGAU